Paramacrobiotus metropolitanus is the source of this 2893-nucleotide messenger RNA. Its product is annotated as atrial natriuretic peptide receptor 1-like. Gene Ontology annotation, biological process: cGMP biosynthetic process; protein phosphorylation; receptor guanylyl cyclase signaling pathway. Bases 75 to 2753 code for a protein of 892 amino acids. The record is from RefSeq and is a predicted model, not a curated record. The transcript is spliced from 18 exons. Lineage: Eukaryota; Metazoa; Tardigrada; Eutardigrada; Parachela; Macrobiotidae. Gene Ontology annotation, molecular function: peptide receptor activity; guanylate cyclase activity; ATP binding.
UAUCAACCGGCUCGCCUUAUAACCUACUCAACCGCGAUCUAUACAAAACGCGCAUAAACACAAACGCUUUUAUUAUGGGCGAAUUCGUUCACUUAUACCUGGAGAUCUUGAAUAAGUAUAACUGGACCACCAUAACUGUGAUCAACGACAUCACUUCUCCUCCGUUUCAUUCUCAGUUCGCAUCUACAUUCCUAAACCUUGUCAAAAGCCAGAAACACAUUGUUAGCAUUGUGAGGAAUAUAAGGACAAAAUCACCUGAUUUUACUGGAUUUCAACCGAUUCUCGAAAGGGUCCGUGCAACAAGCCGGGUGGUGAUGUACUUUGGCGGUGAACCGGCUUUGCGGAACUUUUUGGUGUACAUACUUGAAGAAAAUAACCUCUUUCCUCCAUUAACAUGGCGAGCUGGUGACGCAAACGAUUCGAUGCUCUUCGAAGCGUACAAAUCGGUCUUAAUUGUGAAUCCCAGUCAGGUUAUCGAGAACGCUAGUGUAAAAAUGCAGCUCGGUAAGGAAUUUCUCCGUCGCUCCGAGCACGACUACAACUACACGUAUCCAUUAGUAAGGCAGCCAUACGUCCUUAUUCUCAGCAGUUACAUGACCGUCUUUGCAUUAGCGGAGAUGAUCAACAAUACACUUGCAUCCGACGAAAAAGCGGACUGGAGAGGUGUUGCACUAGCAAAGCGUUUAUCCAACCAAACGUUCACCGAUGACUUUGGUCACAGCAUGUAUAUAGACAGCAAAGGCCAGCGGCUCAGCGACUUUGUGGUAUCUUUUAUCAACGCUAACGGGAGCCGCGAGACGUUACUGCGCAAAUUCGGCCAAACAGGAGCUUUAAUCGAAAUGACACAAUUACUGACGUGGGUCAACAGUUCAUUUCCUCUUCCCAACGAGCCGUAUUGUGGCUACCUAAAUCAGAAUCCGUCCUGCCUUUAUACAAGUGACAACCGUUCGUACGUGUUAACAGCCGUUUUAACAAGUCUCUGUCUUGCUAUCGGCAUAACGGUUUUAGUGUGGAUUGGAUAUAGCAGACUCAAAGCUAAUUACCAACUGCUUCACGACCCAUGGUGGCAAAUCCAGCUGCAAGAACCAACUAACCGCCUAGUAGCGUCCUGCCGUUCCCUGCUGUCGAGGAUUUAUGCCGACCAAAUCUCACAACACUCCAGAGAUCUCCCUGCGGCUUUUAGCUGGACACGAAGUUUUUGCAGCGCCGUAAUUUUCGACACAUAUAAAACCAAACCAGUUAUGGGCUGGAAAUUAUGCAACCGGAACCAUCCACUUGGUUUUCCCGACAUUUCGGGUAAUAACGAACUGUUGAUCUUGCUUCAAAAGUUAAACAGAAUGGAGCAUAUCAAUAUUUGCCAGUUUGCUGGACUUGCCAUAACAAAAUCUUCCAAAGGGAUUUACUGGAUUUCGGCAGUAAUGGACUGCCCAUCACGAGGCGCGUUGCCGGACAUAUUCGACAGCUAUGCUAGCAGGGACGCUUCACUGCCGACUUCCCUGGCUCACGAUUUUCUCCAAGCAGUACGGUAUAUCCACACUUCCUCGUUGCAGUUCCAUGGACGAAUCAGCAUCUUGACUUGCUGGGUGGAUAAACAUUUUUCACUGAAGCUAGCGCAUCUUGCUUCUGACAGAUUGCGACGAAGUCUACACGCGGUUUGUGGAGAUCUUAGUAUAGCAGUGUGUGAAAACAUUAUUUGGGAAUCCUUCUACUGGUCACCACCCGACACAGGAAACACGCUUGACAACAAGUCCCUGCAAAUGGUUGACAUUUACUCCUGCGGUCUGAUCCUGCUUGACAUACUGACAAUGGGAAAGCUUUUAGAGCAGAUCAGAGCACAUGCCCAAGCUGAUCAAAGUCUUCAAGACAUUUUGCCUGGGACAGUUUUCUCGUGCUUGCCUGACUUCGAAGCGAUAUUACGGUCGUGCAUCGCUCAGGACCCCCUGCAGCGACCGAAUAUAAAAAGUCUUAUCCGUGCGCUGGCCAGAGUUAAUCCAAUGCUGGCUGCACAGGAGAAAAAUACUACGCUUUUUGACCAAAUCUGUGCCAGGAUGGAAAGCUAUUCAAUUGAACUGGAAUACCAAGUUACGAAGCGGACUGCCGAAUUAAUGGAAGAAACGGAAAAAUGCAACGCAAUUAUCAAUCAGAUUUUGCCACGAUCUGUCGCCAAACAGCUUCGAGCCGGUGAAAAGGUCCUACCUGAAUUUUUUGAAUGCGCCACAAUUCUGUUCACGGAUCUGCAUGGAUUCGCUGACUUCGUUGAGGGCAAUUCACCGGAGACGACGAUUGCUGUCACGUCGGCAACGGAAGUCUGUAUUGAUAAGCUGACAACCGAGUGCAACGUUUAUAAAGUGGAAGCAAUUAGUGCUUCGUUUAUGGUGGCUAGCGGGAUUCCGGAAAGAAUUGGGAUAAACCAUAUUGAGCGUAUUGCGGUCUUCGCUAAAAAGCUAAUGGAUCUUCAGCCACAACUGGCCUUUCUGCAAAGCUUGCAGUUUAAGACUGGCAUUCAUUCGGGUCCUUGUGCUGCAGGAUUAAUGGGGCUAAAACGACCCCGUUAUUGCUUAUUUGGAGACACUAUUAACAUGGCCUCCAGAAUGUGCAGUCACGGUUUGCCAGGCCGUAUUCACCUCAGCCCAGAUAGCCAACUUCUGUUGAAACGAUUUAGCCAGUUCGUCGUGGAAGAAAGGGGACUGCUUUCUGUCAAGGGAAAACAUGAAGUAACAACCUACUGGCUUCAUCCGUCACCGCGGAAAUAAAUUAAUGUUUAAUCCGGUCUAUUGUGGAACUCUUGCCACAGGGGCCAAAUUCUGUGUUCAAUGUUUAUACUCGCACUGUCAGAACCGAUCCGGUUUUGUCAAGGUGCGCCGCACUAGGGUCUUGCCUUCCUUGUUGGCUC